CCAAACAGAAACGUCAAAGUUUGCAUGCUCCCGCCCCUGAGCAUUAGAACAACAAAGAUGGAGUUGUGAAGUCGUAGAAAGUCGUCACGAAUUGUUCGAUCUUUUCCUCAGUUUCUGAAUAAUUAUUUGGCGAUUUGUAAACGACCGGCAGGAAAUGUUGCGACGGAGAAACGGAACAUUACUAUUUUUAUAACUGUCUUUAAAAAAUAGUUGAACUGAUAAAGGAAGAGGCUUCGACUCCAACAGAAAGCAGCCACCGAGCUAAAGAACUAGCAUCAGUCUGAUAUCACACAGAGGUGGUUAAAUAACAGGAGGAUUAAACAGAAAUGGAGAAGGGCGCUUUCCUCAAGGGUUUACCAGUCUACAACAAAAACAAUUUCAGCAGGUUCCAUGCAGACUCCGUCUGUAAAGCAUCAAAUCGUCGACCAUCCGUGUAUCUACCAACCAGAGAAUAUCCCUCAGAGCAGAUCAUCGUCACAGAGAAGACAAACAUCCUGCUGCGAUAUCUUCACCAACAAUGGGACAAAAAGAAUACAGCAAAGAAGAGAGAACAGGAACACACAGAAGACGACAACAUGGCCCCACCACGCAAAAUUGCCAGGUCAGACAGUCGAGACCAGACUGAGGAUUCGUAAAGGAGUGUACCCACAAGUAUACAAGAGUUUGCUCAUUUCUCAGACAGAGUCUGUAAAACAACUGCUUUCCUUUUUUUAAGUGCAUCAACUAUUUUCACUUACUUCUGUAAAAACUAGGCCUCUGUCUUAGUCAGAUUUCACCUGUAUACUGCACAUCUACCUCCUCACGCUUCAACCAGUCAGGUUUUACGUUCAUUUAAGUCUGCAGUUUACCAUUAUACAUACAUUUUAUUUCUCUGUUUGUGUCUAACACAUUCAUUCUUUAGUUAUUUAUGUCAUCUCUGAGGUAUCCAUGUUUUGGAGUUAUUGGUUGAGUGUGGGUGAAUUUCCCCCUAACUGGCAGCAUGUAGCUCACUGGUCAACAAGUUGACUGCACUGGUACAAAUUGGUAUAAAUCAAGUGGCCUCAGUUAUUCUCAUAUUAGUAAUCAUAUGUUUGGCACUGCCAGAUCUCACCUCAGAUCAAACUGUUUUACAAUUUUGUUUACAGUUGUACAUUUAACCAACAAUCCUCAUUUCCAGUAUCUAAUUUAUAAAGUGGGAGGUCCUGAAAGGCAGAGUGGGGAGAGUUCUGGGGACUGCAUGCGCUCAGUGGUUAAUAUCAGUGCAUUUGUGAAGGAAGCCAUAAAUAGAAAACACAGGGCAGCUCAUCCAAAAUGAGACUUUGUUUUGUUUUAUUUUGAAAAUUCAUGCACACUCAACCUUUAUUUUUAGGUAUGGAAUUAUUGAUGCACCGUCUUUUUUUUUUUUUUAAAGUCAAACUUAAUUUAUUUUGUGUUAGCGACGACUUAUAUAAGCAAUGGUGAGGAUCCUUGGUGUGACUGCUGUCAUUAUAGUGAAAGUUCAAUUCACUUGUUUUUUUUUUUGGUCACGGUUAGAAUCAAAUAUUGCCUUAAAUGGAAAUGUAAGUGAGUGAUAAAGUUUCAUUUUUCAGGGAGAAACAUCCCAUAGUGAAGGUCUGGUAAUUAUAUUAUUACCUGUGAUAUUUUUCAGUCCAAGUUUAUGCAUUCAUAUUUUGAGAUUUGACUUUGAGAUUUUGACAAUGGUAGCAGAACUUAUAAUUAUAGUGAUAUAUAUAUAUAUAUAUAUAUAUAGUGUAUUUGAAUGAGUAGCACAAUGUGAGUACAUUUACACUUUAUCUGCCCAGGAACUGCUGCCACUCACUGUUGUGAUGUUGAGAAUGUUUUCAGUUGAAAAAAAUCAAUUGCUUGGUCUUGGCAGGGUCGCGUUAAGAGUCUUUUGUUUGCUGCUUUAGUUGCUCACCUCUGUAUAAGUGUUGUGUAUGUGUAAAGUUUGAAUAUUGUGAUCGUUUUUAUUCAGUUAUUAAGUGACUACAGCCAUAUUGCCGCUCCACUCCUUAGCCAAAGAUACAAAAGCGAUUCCCUUCUUUAGCUUUGCAACUAUAAGCAAAUCACAUUUUGUAAAUAUAUCGGAGCCAUGACUUUAUUGUUACUGACAUUAGUGCAGGAUUAUUUGGGUUUUCACCUGUUAUUUUCUAUGGUUCCCAAUAGAAAUGUGUGUCAUUUCUUUUGUGCUAUAAUUUGCAUCAUAUUGACUAAUUUUAUUUAGAAUAUGUUUAUGCUUUUCCUUGAUUUUUGUUUUUGGAUAAAUGCAAUAUGUCAGUUUAAGGUUGUUUUUUUUUUUUUUUUUUUACAUACUGUGUAGGUAUACAAUAUAAAACAAGGUAAAACCCUCAAACUGAAGAAGUCUUUUUUGGUCAUAAUGGCUAGUUUUUAGCUUUUAGGCUAGCUAGUGUUUUUUUUUUUUUUGUAAUUCUGGGAAAUAAAUCAAUCAAUCCCA
This is a messenger RNA of Cynoglossus semilaevis (tongue sole), 2434 nucleotides long. RefSeq names its product DET1- and DDB1-associated protein 1-like. Bases 327 to 635 code for a protein of 102 amino acids. Gene Ontology annotation, biological process: positive regulation of proteasomal ubiquitin-dependent protein catabolic process. The record is from RefSeq and is a predicted model, not a curated record. Gene Ontology annotation, cellular component: Cul4-RING E3 ubiquitin ligase complex. The transcript is spliced from 5 exons. NCBI's taxonomy places the organism in Eukaryota, Metazoa, Chordata, Actinopteri, Pleuronectiformes, Cynoglossidae.